Messenger RNA from Ruditapes philippinarum (Manila clam), 759 nucleotides. RefSeq lists its product as uncharacterized. Gene Ontology annotation, biological process: DNA integration. Gene Ontology annotation, molecular function: nucleic acid binding. Bases 1 to 759 code for a protein of 252 amino acids. NCBI's taxonomy places the organism in Eukaryota, Metazoa, Mollusca, Bivalvia, Venerida, Veneridae. The transcript has 2 exons. The record is from RefSeq and is a predicted model, not a curated record.
AUGGAUAAAACGGUUCCCAUGUCAAGAAGUAAUAUACGUUAUAAAGGAGCAGCGGAUAAAAUAAUACCCCCACCAUCGCCAUAUUCGGUAGUGAAAACGGACAAUGGACCUCCGUUUCAAAGUCGAGCAUUCAGAGAAUUUGCUAAUAAUUCGGGAUUUAAACAUAAACGAAUCACUCCAUUGCACCCACAGGCAAAUGGAAUAGUUGAGAGAUUUAUGGCACCACUGCAAAAAGCAAUUAAAACAGCGAUAGCGCCGAGACAAGAUUAUAAAAGAGCGUUAAGUAGAUAUCUUAUGAAUUUUCGGAACACACCACAAACAACUACACAAACAGCUCCUAUUGAAUUAAUGUUUAAUCGUAAAUUAAAGACAAAAUUACCAAAGAUGACAUUUGAUAACAAAGACACAGAUAUUCGAGACAGGGACAGUUUAUCAAAAGCGAAAAACAAAAUAUACGCUGAUAAUAAACGUAGAGCUCAGCGAAAUAAUUUGAAACUGGGAGAUCGUGUGCUAUUAAAACGGGAACAACGGAAUAAGUUUGAAACACCGUUUUACCCUACCCCUGGGAUAAUCAUCGCUAUGAAAGGAUCUAUGCUUACAAUCAAACAUAAAGGAAAAGAAAUCACACGGGACGUUUCCAAAUUUAGAUAUGUUCAUGGAGAUAAAGAGCCAGUGCAGACGAAACCUGCAGACAAUACAUCUUUACCUAGAAAUAGGCCGCAGAGGAAACGCCCAACGCCGAGACGUUAUGAAGAUUAA